This is a messenger RNA of Lolium perenne, 2360 nucleotides long. RefSeq names its product L-type lectin-domain containing receptor kinase SIT2-like. Gene Ontology annotation, biological process: protein phosphorylation. NCBI's taxonomy places the organism in Eukaryota, Viridiplantae, Streptophyta, Magnoliopsida, Poales, Poaceae. Gene Ontology annotation, molecular function: ATP binding; protein kinase activity; carbohydrate binding. The record is from RefSeq and is a predicted model, not a curated record.
GUAGUAUCUGUCAAGUACUACACCUAAUCCAUGUGUUGCUUCUGACUUCCUGAGCUUGUGGCUUGCGAUAGAGGUCAAAGUUUGAGGCAGCCGCGCGCGAGGGCGGCCAUGCUUCCCAAGGAGCUGCUACUCGCCCAACUGCUUGUGGCAGUGGUCGUCGAGGGCGGUGUGGAGUUCGCCUACGAGGGCUUCGCCGCCGCGGGGCUGGCGCUCGGCGGUACAGCCAGCGUCACGCCGGAUGGGCUUCUGCUGCUCACCAACGACACCAACUUGAACAUAGCCCACGCCUUCCACCCGGAUCCGGUCAGGUUCCACCGUCCAUCGUCGACGUUGGGUGGUGGCGCGCCCGUGAUGUCCUCGUUCUCGACUACCUUCGUCUUCGCCAUCGUGUCGGAGCUGAUCGGCCUGAGCACGAGCGGCUUGGCGUUCCUGGUCGCGCCGACCACCAGGGACCUGUCUACUGCAACUGCGGCGCAGUACCUAGGGAUGUUCAACGCCAGCGACAACGGCGACCCACGGAACCACGUCUUCGCCGUCGAGCUGGACACCGUGCGCAACACGGAGUUCGAGGACAUGGACGGCAACCACGUCGGCAUCGAUGUCAACAGCCUUAACUCCUCGGCGGCCGCCACGGCGGGCUACUACGACGACGCCACCGGCGCAUUCCAGAACCUGGACCUGGGGAGCCGGGACCCGAUGCAGGUAUGGGUAGACUACGACGCCGCGACGACGGAGAUUACGGUGGCCAUGGCUCCGGCGCGGUCGCCCCGGCCCAAGAGGCCGCUCCUGUCCACGAGGAUCAACCUCUCGACGAUCAUCGCCGACACAGCGUACGUCGGCUUCUCGUCGGGGUCCAGCAUCGUGCUGUGCAAGAACUAUGUGCUAGGCUGGAGCUUCAGCCUAGAGGGCGGCGCCGCUCCAGCGCUCGACGACGCCAAGCUGCCGAAGCUGCCCCGCAUUGGCGCCAAGCCUCGGUCCAAAGCGCUCGCCAUCGUGCUGCCCAUCAUCACCACGGCCACCGUCCUCGCGGCGGUCGGCGUCGGCCUCCUGCUCCUCCGCCGCCGUCUCAGGUACGCUGAGCUGCGUGAAGAUUGGGAGGUGGAAUUCGGGCCCCAUCGGUUCGCGUUCAAGGAACUGUACGACGCUACCGCCGGGUUCAAGGACAAGCGGCUGCUCGGCGCCGGAGGGUUCGGGAGCGUGUACAUGGGCGUACUCCCAGGGUCCCGGUCCGAGGUCGCCGUGAAGAGGGUGUCGCACGAGUCGAGACAGGGGAUAAAGGAGUUCAUCGCCGAGGUCGUCAGCAUCGGGCGCCUCCGUCACCGUAACCUCGUCCAGCUGCUCGGCUAUUGCCGGCGCAAAGGGGAGCUAUUGCUGGUAUACGAUUACAUGCCAAACGGCAGCCUGGACAAGUACUUGCACGGCCAUGGCGAGGAGACCGCUCUCGACUGGGCUCAGAGGCUCCGGAUCAUCAAAGGCGUCGCGUCCGGCUUGCUCUAUCUCCACGAGGACUGGGAGCAGGUCGUCAUCCACCGGGACAUCAAGGCCAGCAAUGUGCUCGUCGACGGCGAGAUGAACGGUCGGCUAGGCGACUUCGGCCUCGCGAAACUGUACGACCAUGGAGCGCCUGCCAAGACCACGCAUGUGGUCGGCACCAUGGGGUACCUCGCGCCGGAGCUGGUGCGCACCGGCAGGGCGACCACCCUCUCCGACGUGUUCGCCUUCGGCGCGUUCCUCCUGGAGGUCACAUGCGGUCGGAGGCCCAUCGAGGAGUCGGAGGACGUCCACGAACGAUUCGUGCUGGCGGACUGGGUGCUGGGGCACUGGCGGAAUGGUGCCAUCACGGGCGCCGUGGACGCCAAGCUCCGCGCGGGGUACAACGCCGCCGAGGCGGAUCUGGUGCUCCGACUGGGGCUGACAUGCCUGCAUCCGUCGCCAGUGGCGCGCCCAAGCAUGAGACAGGUCAUGCAGUACCUCAACAGCAGCGUGCCGUUGCCAGAGCUUCCCCCGACCUACGUGACGAUCAACAUGCUCGCGUCCAUGGAGACACACCAGGGCGUUCUUGGCACGCGUGCUGUCUGGAGGUCGACGUCGAGCAUCGCCACCAUGUCUGACAGUGACAUUGGCUUCUCAACCGGCCGAUGACCUGGGCAAGGUAUUCCAAAGCCUGCCAUUUUAGAGCAUGCUGCUGCUGAUUGGGAGAAGGUGGUUAUUUAAUUGGUGACAAUUGGGAGACAUAAGACAUCAGCAGACAAUUGAUUUGCCUUUUAUCUUCCAGUCUUUUUUUUUUUUUACUGAAUGGACAAUUUGGACAUGUAAAGAUCAUUAGUACAAUUUUGAGAAAGUACGAGUUUCUUGGAAUA